GGGCCGCUGCGUGUGGGUCGGUGUCGGGCCCGGUGUCGGUGCGGGCCGGGGAAGGGGUUGGGGGGGCACGGGGAGGAGCCGGGGCUCCGGGCUGCGGCUGCUGCGGCCCGCUCCGCUCCCUCCGGCCGCCCCGCUCGGCCGCUGCUCUGCCCCGGCCUGUGUGAUAUAUAUCUAAAAUAGAACCCCGGCGGAGGAGAUCUAACUUUAAAUGAAAGGCCUCUGUCCCCUCCUGCCACCCCCUUCUCCCGGGCUGUGUCUGCAGGCCCCGGCUUAGCGAGGCUUUAAAUCAGCUCUUUGAGUCUACCCCCCCUUCAAUUUAAAUACCAAAAGCUCCACUUAAAGAAGCCCCGAGACCCGAGUGAGUUCCCCACUGGGCGCCCGUGCUGGGGGAAGAUGAACGCGGCCGCCAGCAGUUACCCCAUGGCAUCGCUGUACGUGGGGGACCUGCACCCCGAUGUCACCGAGGCCAUGCUCUACGAGAAGUUCAGCCCCGCCGGGCCCGUCCUCUCCAUUCGGGUGUGCAGGGACAUGAUCACCCGCCGCUCCCUCGGCUAUGCCUAUGUGAACUUCCAGCAGCCGGCCGAUGCUGAGCGUGCUCUAGAUACCAUGAAUUUUGAUGUGAUCAAAGGAAAACCCAUUCGCAUCAUGUGGUCUCAGAGGGACCCCUCCUUGAGGAAGUCAGGGGUUGGGAAUGUCUUCAUUAAGAACCUGGACAAAUCCAUUGAUAACAAGGCACUUUAUGACACAUUCUCAGCGUUUGGGAAUAUUUUGUCCUGCAAGGUGGUGUGUGAUGAGAAUGGCUCUAAGGGCUACGCGUUUGUGCACUUUGAGACACAGGAUGCUGCAGACAGAGCCAUCGAGAAGAUGAACGGCAUGCUGCUGAACGACCGCAAAGUAUUUGUUGGAAGAUUCAAGUCUCGUAAAGAACGGGAGGCUGAGUUGGGAGCCAAAGCAAAGGAAUUCACCAAUGUUUAUAUCAAAAACUUUGGGGAUGACAUGGAUGAUGAAAGGCUAAAGGAGCUCUUCAGCAAAUACGGUAAAACUCUGAGUGUUAAAGUGAUGACAGACCCCACUGGAAAAUCCAAAGGCUUUGGCUUUGUAAGCUUUGAAAAGCACGAAGAUGCUAACAAGGCAGUAGAAGAAAUGAAUGGGAAGGACAUCAAUGGGAAGAUGGUGUUUGUAGGCCGAGCACAGAAGAAGGUUGAGCGCCAGGCAGAGCUGAAGCGGAGGUUUGAACAGCUAAAGCAAGAGAGACUCAGCCGGUACCAGGGUGUUAAUCUAUAUAUUAAAAACCUAGAUGACACCAUAGAUGAUGAAAAACUGAGGAAGGAAUUCUCACCUUUUGGCUCAAUAACAAGUGCCAAGGUGAUGCUGGAAGAUGGACGGAGCAAAGGGUUUGGCUUUGUCUGCUUUUCCUCUCCAGAGGAAGCCACAAAAGCUGUGACAGAGAUGAAUGGACGAAUUGUGGGCUCAAAGCCGUUGUAUGUGGCACUUGCCCAAAGGAAAGAGGAGCGAAAGGCCCAUCUGACCAACCAGUACAUGCAGCGCAUCGCUGGGAUGAGAGCCCUGCCUGCCAACACAAUCAUUAACCAGUUCCAGCCUGCUGCUGGGGGCUAUUUCAUGCCUGCUGUGCCCCAGGCUCAGAGCAGACCCACUUAUUAUGCACCCAAUCAAAUGGCACAGAUGAGACCCAACCCACGCUGGCAGCAAGGAGGAAGACCUCAAGGCUUCCAGGGAAUGCCAAAUGCCAUGCGCCAGUCUGGACCACGGCCAGCACUGCGCCACCUGGCCCCUGCUGGCAAUGCCCCGGCCUCUCGUGGCCUCCCUGCUGCUGCCCAGCGAGUUGGAGUGGGUGCUGCAGCGCAGAGCUUGGCCCCUCGCCCGCCCGUGGCUGCCCCAGCUCCCAGAGCAGUUCCUCCCUACAAGUACGCCUCCAGUGUCCGCAGCCCGCACCCGGCUGUGCAGCCCCUGCAGGCACCUCAGCCUGCAGUCCACGUGCAGGGACAGGAGCCACUGACCGCCUCCAUGCUGGCCUCUGCGCCCCCCCAGGAACAGAAACAGAUGCUGGGAGAACGCUUGUUCCCUCUCAUCCAAGCUAUGCACCCCAGUCUGGCAGGGAAGAUCACAGGAAUGCUGCUAGAGAUUGACAACUCUGAGCUGCUGCACAUGCUGGAGUCUCCGGAGUCCCUCCGGUCGAAGGUGGAGGAGGCUGUUGCAGUGCUGCAGGCUCACCAAGCCAAGAAGGAAGCUGCCCAGAAGGUGGGCGUGGUUGCUGCUACCUCUUAAACCAGGAAGACUGGAUGCAAAGAAGCCAAAUAGCCCCUUUGUAGCCAUCAGCUGAAGAUGUUUGGAGGCUCCUCCCUGUCCUGCAGAUCUCAAUGCCAUGCGUCCUAUCACAUAGUUUAUUGCAUUUUGUAAAAUAAUCUUAUUUAAAAAGCCAAGUCUGAAGCUGUAGAUCUCCCAAACCAGAACUGGGCUCGCAAGCUUCUCCGUUGUGGCCAGAACAGAGCUACCCUUUGUGUCUUCUGAGGAGGACGCCUGGGAUUUUAGGUUGGAAGUAUUUUGUGGUUUUGGUUUUAAACACAGCAAUCCAGUUUGGAAAGUCUGGAAAGCAUUUAUCAA
Molecule: messenger RNA, 2622 nt
Organism: Melopsittacus undulatus (budgerigar)
Lineage: Eukaryota; Metazoa; Chordata; Aves; Psittaciformes; Psittaculidae
Gene: PABPC4
Product: poly(A) binding protein cytoplasmic 4
Exons: 16
Coding region: 394-2286 (630 amino acids)
Cellular component (GO): ribonucleoprotein complex; cytosol; nucleus
Molecular function (GO): poly(A) binding; mRNA 3'-UTR binding; poly(U) RNA binding
Source: RefSeq, a predicted model, not a curated record